Nestor notabilis (Kea) is the source of this 975-nucleotide messenger RNA. RefSeq names its product sphingosine-1-phosphate phosphatase 2 (gene SGPP2). The record is from RefSeq and is a predicted model, not a curated record. Gene Ontology annotation, molecular function: sphingosine-1-phosphate phosphatase activity. The transcript has 4 exons. Gene Ontology annotation, biological process: sphingosine metabolic process; phospholipid dephosphorylation. NCBI's taxonomy places the organism in Eukaryota, Metazoa, Chordata, Aves, Psittaciformes, Psittacidae. The annotation marks the transcript as partial. Gene Ontology annotation, cellular component: endoplasmic reticulum membrane.
GGCUGCGUACAAAAGUAUGUUGUGAAGAACUACUUCUACUACUACCUGUUCAAGUUUUCAGCUGCUUUGGGUGAAGAGAUUUUUUAUAUCACUUUCCUUCCAUUUACUUACUGGAACAUAGAUCACUCUGUGUCUAGAAGGAUGAUAAUUAUUUGGUCGAUAGUGAUGUACAUAGGCCAAGUCUCCAAGGACAUCCUGAAGUGGCCUCGGCCCCUCUCGCCGCCUGUUGUCAAGCUGGAAAUGAGGACGAAUGCAGAGUAUGGGAUGCCUUCCACCCAUGCCAUGGCAGCUACCGCCAUCUCCUUCUCUUUUCUCAUUGCAACUGUGAACCAGUACAAGUAUCCAUUUGAACUAGGUCUGGUAGCAGCAUUCGUGUUUUCGACACUGGUGUGUCUCAGCAGGCUCUACACAGGGAUGCACACAGUCCUGGACGUGAUUGGUGGAGCGCUGAUUUCGGCUGUGCUGCUCGUGCUUUUGUACCCUGCGUGGGACAUGAUAGAUCACUUGCUGUUAACUAGUCCCUUCUGCCCGCUGCUUUGUGUAGUUGUGCCUCUCGUCUUAUGUUACAAUUACCCCAAACUAGACUAUUACAGCCCUACCAGGGGAGACACCACUACUAUCUUAGGAGCGGGAGCUGGAGCGACUGUGGGAUUUUGGUUAAAUAACCGGUACGCUGCACUAGCCUACACCAGCAGAAAUUUUCAGCUUGGAUUUCCUCUGAUCACCAGUAAAAUAGUGGUGGUCGUGCUAGCCAGGUUCUUUGUAGGGAUCUUUGUUGUUCUAUUGACACGACAGCUCAUGAAGAGCAUGGUCCUUGGCAUGCUGGGUUAUCGAUACAAGUUUCCCAUUGGCGACCUGGAAGCACGGAGGCGACUGGAAGUCGAAGUCCCAUAUAAGUUUAUAACAUACUCCUCAGUUGGCUUCAGUGCGACCGUGGUCGUGCCGCUGCUGCACAAGCUGUUAGGAUUGAUGUGA